Molecule: messenger RNA, 1573 nt
Organism: Populus nigra (black poplar)
Lineage: Eukaryota; Viridiplantae; Streptophyta; Magnoliopsida; Malpighiales; Salicaceae
Product: DNA excision repair protein ERCC-1
Exons: 9
Coding region: 29-1255 (408 amino acids)
Biological process (GO): nucleotide-excision repair; meiotic mismatch repair; mitotic recombination
Cellular component (GO): nucleotide-excision repair factor 1 complex; nucleus; ERCC4-ERCC1 complex
Molecular function (GO): damaged DNA binding; single-stranded DNA binding
Source: RefSeq, a predicted model, not a curated record
CCGAGAAACAAACAAUCGGUAAUCAAAGAUGGAGAGAGAAGAAAGAGGAGAAGAGCGAAACACAAAUUCAUCAAACCAAAACAAAAAAGUACUAAUACAAAUACCAUCCUACCAAGAAGUAAUUGAAAGCUCACAAGUUAAACCUACACAAACACAAGAAUCUUCAUUCUUUAAGCCAUCACAAACUUUCUCUCAAGCUUUCUCCUUUAUUAAAAACUCUGAAUUCUACUCUCCUCCUCCUCCUCCACCACCUUCAAAAUCUGAACAUGGGCCUAGUAGUUCUGCAACCACGAGUGAAAAGGUUUCACCAUCUCUAUUGGCAUCAGCUCCUGCUGCUUCUUUUGGUGGUGGAGUGGCUUCAUCUUCAGUACAAAAUAACCAGAGUCGCAAUGCUAUUCUUGUUAGUCAUAGACAGAAGGGAAACCCCUUGCUUAAACAUAUUAGGAAUGUAAAGUGGGCUUUUGCGGAUGUUGUUUGUGACUAUUUGCUUGGACAGAGCUCAUGUGCUCUUUAUCUAAGUCUUAGAUAUCAUUUACUCCAUCCAGACUACCUAUAUUACCGUAUAAGAGAGCUACAAAAGAACUGCAAGCUUCGUGUUGUUCUAUGCCAUGUUGAUGUGGAGGAUGUAGUUAAGCCUUUACUUGAAGUCACAAAAACAGCUCUGCUUCAUGAUUGUACACUAUUAUGUGCUUGGAGCUUGGAGGAAUGUGGUCGAUACUUGGAGACUAUAAAAAUGUAUGAAAACAAGCCUGCAGACCUUAUUCAGGGCCAAAUGGAUACUGACUAUUCAUCUCGGCUACAUCAUGCUCUCACAACUGUUCGACGUGUUAACAAGACAGAUGUGGUAACACUUGGAUCUACAUUUGGGUCUCUUUCUAAUAUCAUGGAUGCAUCCAUGGAAGAUCUAGCUCGUUGCCCUGGAAUAGGAGAGCGCAAGGUGAAACGCUUGUAUGAUACUUUUCAUGAACCAUUCAAGCGUGUAGUUUCAAGCCACCCUGUUGUUCCACAAACCCCAGUCCAGAAAGACACUGAACCUUCCUCAGUCAAUGAAGUUGCAGAAAUGGAGAUGGAGGAAGCAAAUGCAAACAAACGUAGGAAGAAAGAACCAGAAUUAACUGUCAAGUCAGCCCUAUCUUCUGCAUUUGCAAAGUAUGCUACUGAUAAAUUGGGUAAUAAGAAAUUCCAAGGAGAAAAGGUCGGAGAAACAAGUACUGCCAUUGCCUCGGAAGCUGAAACUAGGAAAACCUCUGGUUAAGGGGCUGCAAAUUAAUCCUCACUUCUAACAUCGGUUUCCUUGAGAUGGGAAAUAUUUAUUUGUUUGUGUCAUUGGAAAGAUGUUCCAAGUAUAUGAAUUUUAGCGGCACUACAUUCUUAUCUCAUGCUCCGGAAAGAUUCUUCUUUCCGCUGCAUAUCAGGUGUUGUUGAAUGUUAACAUUCUUAAGUCUUAACCUACCUACUUCCAUCUGAUGAUUUUGUUCAGGGGAUUAGAAACUCUUCAGGUUAAAGUGUAGCCGCAUCUGUAUAUAUGGAGAGUGCUUAGAAUUAGAAUGAUUCUAUACCUGUUGACAAUUGA